AUCGUGACAUUUACAUGACAAACAUAUGAUUUGCACCAAAAUACAUUUACUGACGGAUAAUGAACACCGUAAAAAUAUUAAUGUUCUAAAUUAAACAAACCAUUUAACAACCGCCCAUUUUCCGAAAAUGUCCGCUAGCAAAUUAGAUGCUGUGUACCGGAGUAUACUAUUAACAAAAUUUUUUACUAAAGGAUGGGGUAAACCAGAGAAUUUGCGAAGGUUAUUCGAAUUCAGAAAAGUUGUAUCAAAUCGAGAUGAAUGCUUUAAAUUAGUUGAAAGAGAUUAUCCAGUAACAAUAACGAAAGAACAAAAUCUGACAGACUGUCGGUUAUUGGAGGGAUAUUUUUUAACACCAUUGGAAAGGUAUCUACCAGGCAUUGUUCCAGAAAUUGCUCAGAAAGCUCACUUUCAAAUAUUACUACCAGUUCACUGGCCGGACCCACGAUGCAAGCCUGUGUGUUUACAUCUAGCUGGAACAGGCGAUCAUUUUUUUUGGCGACGGAGAAAUCUUAUGGUAAAACCGUUACUAAAAGAGGCCGGUGUUGGAGGUAUCAUACUUGAAAAUCCUUUUUAUGGACUACGAAAACCUACUGAUCAAGUACGAUCCUCGCUUCACAAUGUGUCGGACAUCUUCGUGAUGGGCGGCUGUCUGAUCCUGGAAUCACUGGUUUUAUUUCAUUGGUGCGAGCGGAACGGCCUCGGACCUCUGGGUGUCACAGGGUUGUCGAUGGGUGGCCAUAUGGCUUCCUUAGCAGCAACCAAUUGGCCUAAACCACUCGUCUUAGUUCCAUGUCUUUCGUGGUCAACAGCUUCUGCGGUCUUCUUGCAGGGCGUAAUGUCCCAUUCCAUUAACUGGGACCUCUUAGAAGACCAGUAUAUGUCUGAUGGCGUCUACAGAGAGAAAUUAUCGAAAAUGGUUACCAUAGUGGACGAGGCUUUUCUUGCCGGCAAAAAAUUUGCUCGAACUUACACACAGACCAUGGAAAACACCGCCGCUAUGAAACCGCAGACAAAUACAGAUGAUAUUAUAGAUUCACUGAAAUUUAACGUCGGAGCUAAGAAGAUGGACAUUACUUAUAAGGAGAACGCCAAAACAAAUGCUCAAAUCGUUGACAAUAAACAAACUGUAGAUAAUAAAAUCGAUUUACCACAUAGCGUUAAGAGUGUCGUGGACGUUGAAGACGAGAUAAUAAAGGAAGAGCUGAGAAAACUUCUGUGUGAUAAUAAAAUAAGUCAAAUAUUAUAUAACAAAUUAACAUCCAAUAAACAUUUCGAAUUGGAGCCCCAAGACAUUGAGUUUAUAAACAAACUGGACGAUGGGAAACUUAAAGUGUUCCUACUUAAAUAUCAGAGUGAUAUACCAAAAAUGUCUACAGUUUCAGACAACAUUUCGAACGAAAAAUUACCAUUGGAUGGCAACAAUAACAAAACAGUCAAAAUAACUCCGGCGAUAGAAAACUCUAAUUCAGUAAAUCAGAACAAAGAAUCCUCUAAUGAGAACAAAGCUUUGGUAACUCCUGAUGAGAAGAUUUCGACGUCUUUAAUUAAAAAAGAACGCAAAUCCUGGAACGUGUCAGAACUCACUUCGGACCUGUGGGUGAACUUGCCAUUCAUGAAAUCAGGAAAGAAGAUAGAUAUAGGUAAAAUCCACUGGCGGGACAGAGAGGCACUGCAGUUUAUGCGUGGAAUUAUGGACGAAUGCACACAUUUAAGCAACUUUUCUGUGCCAUUCGAUACAUCCCUUAUUAUAGCGGUCUGUGCGAAACACGACGCCUAUGUACCGCGAGAGGACGUCGGUACUUUGGAGGAGAUCUGGCCCGGAGCUGAGGUGCGCUACGUCGACGCCGGACACGUGUCCGCUUACAUUCUGCACCAAUCGCUCUUUAGGUCCUGCAUCAAAGAGGCCUUCGAGAGGUCUAAACUAAGGUGGCGAGACGGGAAACACGUCGAUUGACGUUAGCAAUGGACGUCAUAGAAAAAUCAUAUCCCAGGAACAUUUUGGCUAAGUAAAUUUAUGUAUUUAUGGGGCUGUAAUUUCUUACUAUAUUGUGCAAUUGUCGGCGUCACUUAUUUUACAGGAGGCGUUGUUAUUUCUAAGUAUUUUUACUGUUUUCAGAUAGGAUAGCCUUUUAACGUGGUGCUGUGUCCAUAUAAGAGUAAAAUUUAACCGGUGCAAUGAAAUUAUUUAUAGUCCACGUACAGUGUUGCCGCAGCACUAAUUGUUUCUACUAAAUUCUAUGGAUUAUUGUUUAGUUUAUAGUGAGUUAAAAUUUUAGUUAGUUAGUCAUCUAGUCCAAUGCCAUAACGUUUAUUGUAAGCACAAUAUUAUUGUCCGGCUGACUUCAAAAGUUAAAAACUCGUUUCAUUUCCAAUAUAAAAGUACAAACGGAAGAAAAAAAAAUUGUAUCGGGUGUAUUUUUUUUUUUUAGUUUUAGAUAUUAAUUUACAAAUGCUUAUAUACGUUUUAAUAACAUUUCGCAAAACACGUAAUUUACAAAUUAACAUCUACUCGUCGUUUUAUUGUGAAGUGUUAAUUAUAUUUUUUAUGAAUAAAUAUAUUUACAUUUGAAGUUGAAA
Messenger RNA from Danaus plexippus (monarch butterfly), 2577 nucleotides. Its product is annotated as protein ABHD18. The coding region runs from base 128 to 1954 and encodes 608 amino acids. The record is from RefSeq and is a predicted model, not a curated record. The transcript has 10 exons. Lineage: Eukaryota; Metazoa; Arthropoda; Insecta; Lepidoptera; Nymphalidae.